Physcomitrium patens is the source of this 777-nucleotide messenger RNA. The record is from RefSeq and is a predicted model, not a curated record. NCBI's taxonomy places the organism in Eukaryota, Viridiplantae, Streptophyta, Bryopsida, Funariales, Funariaceae.
AUGGUGAAGACUCUCAGCAAUCCGGCACAACGAGCAAAGGACUUGAGCUUUCCAACACAAUACUCGCAAUCAUUCUGUACCCAAAUCGUUGCCUGCCUGUGGAAGACGAAGCUAACCUACUGGCAUAGCCCCGAUUACAAUUGCGUUCGCAACGAUCAGGUGAAUCUGUUCAGCGUCUUGGGAGGUCUGUUCGCCGCCACAUUGUUUCUGGGUGUCAACAAUGCGUCCAAUGUUCAGCCCCUAGUGGCGAUUGAAAGGACGGUGUUGAUAGAGAUUCCUUAUUGCUUGAUACAAAGCAUCGUGUUCUCUUCACUCUCCUACUCAAUGAUGAGUCUAGACUGGACAUCCAAAAAAUUCUUCUACUACAUCUUCAUCAUGUACUUCACCCUCCUCUACUUCACGUACUACGGCAUGAUGCCGGUGGCCCUCACACCCAAUCACCAAAUCGUGGCGAUUGUUUCCUCUGGGUUUUAUUCCAUCUUCAACCUCUUCUCAGGUUUCAUGAAUAUCCCGGUGUGGUGGGUGUGGUACUACUGGGCCUGCCCUGUGGCGUGGACACUCUACGGGCUAAUUAUCACCCAGUUCGGAGACGUGGCUAGUAUUAUAAUCCCCUCGGACGGGUCACCUCCGAUCAUGGUGAAGGAUUACGUGGAGAAGACAUUUGGAAUGACUUCGAACAUAAUUGGGCCUUCAGUUGCCAUGCCUUUGGUGUUCACUGUGGUUUUCGCUGCUGUUCUUGCGAUUGGAAUCAAGUACAUCAAUUUUCAACAGAGAUAA